Messenger RNA from Eleginops maclovinus (Patagonian blennie), 1563 nucleotides. RefSeq names its product pyroglutamyl-peptidase 1-like. Gene Ontology annotation, biological process: proteolysis. The transcript has 5 exons. NCBI's taxonomy places the organism in Eukaryota, Metazoa, Chordata, Actinopteri, Perciformes, Eleginopidae. The coding region runs from base 179 to 832 and encodes 217 amino acids. Gene Ontology annotation, cellular component: cytosol. Gene Ontology annotation, molecular function: pyroglutamyl-peptidase activity. The record is from RefSeq and is a predicted model, not a curated record.
UGCAUGCCCAUACAGCAGGUGGCAGUAUGAUACAUCCAGCAUUGGUUUGUAACUUCCUUUCACCUCUGAGUCAGAAGAAGACGCCAGCAAGCGUUGACAAAUCCUAGGGACUGUUGUUUGAGAUUUUUGACCCCUCAUUAUCAAUCUAUGACAGUUCUUGUCCUCACAACCAAGGAUAAUGGCCAAUCGGAAGAAAGUAAUAGUAACAGGUUUUGAGCCUUUUGGUGGCCAUGCUGUGAACUCCAGCUGGGUUGCAGUACAGGAACUGGAGCGGUUAGGUCUUGGUGAAGCAGUAGACCUCCAUGUGUGUGAGGUGCCUGUUGAAUACCAGGCUGUUAAAGACCUACUGCCUUCCCUGUGGAAAGAGCACCAGCCACAGUUGGUGGUCCAUGUCGGUGUUUCUGGAUUAGCCACUACUGUGACUCUGGAGCAGUGCGGCCACAACAAAGGUUACAAACGUCUGGACAACUGCAGCUUCUGCCCGGCCUCCCAGUGCUGCAUGAACAGCGGCCCUGACUGCAUACACUCAGUCCUGGACAUGGAAACAGUCUGCAAAACAGUCAAUGACUCUGACCUCGGGGUCACUCUUUCUGUGUCUAAAGAUGCUGGAAGGUAUCUGUGUGACUACACCUACUACACCUCUCUGUACCUGGGGCACGGCCACUCUGCCUUCAUCCAUGUGCCUCCUCUUGGAAAACCCUACAGCAGUCAGGAGCUUGGGCGAGCUCUUCAGGCCGCCGUGCAGGAGAUGCUGAAAAUGCUAGAACUGGAUCCUGAACACAACAAGCACUGCAACCACGAGCAUCAGCAGCAGCAGCACGACCAUGUAUGACUUCAGUGCUGACUCCAAGAUAGUCAACUAUUAGCGAAGUUAAUGUCAUUGAUUGGGUGCUGUGAAACUGUAAUAUCAGUGCCAUUUGUAAACCAUAUUACCAAUAUUGAAGGUUAACAUUCGUUUAUUGUAGACCUGGUCUUGGUUCUUUACAUGGUGGGUUUGAUGUGUGUGCAGGAGCAUUGGGCACCUGUGUAUGUCAGCCAUUCCUCUUCCUCGGAUAUGACUGUGAAAAUAUAUGCUAACAACAAUUAUGGCUGUGUUAACAUUGUAUAAUGUGAAAGGGGAUUUAUGUGACGACUUUAACAUAUAAUAGUAGCUGAAACACCAAGUAUUUGCAGCACAAUGUAGGAACAUUUACAGCUUCACUAACUUCCAAAGCCACACCUUCCCUACUGCCUGGGAGUUGUCUGUCCUCUCACUUUCAAGUGUUUUGGUUUUCUUCAGUCUUGCACAUGCUAUUGGUCUGAUUUGUGUUUUGUGUUGGAAUUAUGCUGCCAUGCUCCAUUGUUUGGCUUACAUUUGCACUAGAGAAAUAUGAUUAUAUUGAAAUGUUAAUAUUCACACUUGUAAUGGUUUACUUAUCUCAGGGAAUAUAUUGCACACACAAUCAAUAUUAAGUAAUGUGAUCAAUUGUGAUCAAUGUGUCUGUCCUAUGUACAGUAUGUAGUGCACCUUUGCAAGGCAAAGCCAUCUUAAACCUUUGUGUAAUUAAAACAUGUAACACACAG